Molecule: messenger RNA, 1141 nt
Organism: Strigops habroptila (Kakapo)
Lineage: Eukaryota; Metazoa; Chordata; Aves; Psittaciformes; Psittacidae
Gene: GPX1
Product: glutathione peroxidase 1
Exons: 2
Biological process (GO): response to selenium ion; hydrogen peroxide catabolic process; glutathione metabolic process
Cellular component (GO): cytosol; mitochondrion
Molecular function (GO): glutathione peroxidase activity
Source: RefSeq, a predicted model, not a curated record
GCUAAGGCGUGUGCUCCCGGGAACGAUGUGUUGGGCUGAUUUCACACAGUUUCUGAGGACGGGUGGCGCUUCCCUGUGUAGUGCCCGGGGACGCCGAUUCGAGCUGUGAACUGACGAGCAGAACUCCCAGCCCGCCCGAGAAGGCGAGUCGAAGGCGGACGUUCCCCUCGGCUGGACCCCCCGUACCCGCGGCUGGGCGGUCCGGGGCGGUCCAGGGCGGAGCGGCGGGGAGCGGGAAGCGGGUGGCGGGCCCGCCCGCCUGCAGUGUUCGCCAUGGCGGCGACAGGAGCAGGAGAGCGGGCUGGCGCGGCGGGGCUCGGGGCCAUGUCUGCGCGGCCGCUGGGCGCGGCGGAGCCGCUGUCGCUCGGCUCGCUGCGGGGAAAGGUGCUGCUGGUGGUCAACGUGGCGUCGCUCUGAGGCACCACGACCCGCGACUUCCUGCAGCUGCACGACCUGCAGCAGCGGUACGGGUCCCGCGGGCUGCAGGUCCUCGCCUUCCCCUGCAACCAGUUCGGGCACCAGGAAAAUGCGACGAACGAGGAGAUCCUGUUGUCGCUGGAGCAUGUCCGUCCUGGCAAGGGGUACAAGCCCAACUUCAUCAUGUUCGAGAAGUGCGAGGUUAACGGGAAGAACGCGCACCCCCUCUUCACCUUCCUGAAAGAGGCGCUGCCCUUCCCGCACGAUGACCCCUCCUCGCUGAUGACAAACCCGCAGUACAUCAUCUGGUCCCCGGUGUGCCGCAACGACAUCUCCUGGAACUUCGAGAAGUUCCUCAUCGGCUCCGACGGCGUGCCCUUCAAACGCUACAGCCGCCACUUCGAAACCAUCAAGAUCCAGGAUGAUAUUGAAUUGCUUCUGGAGAAGGUUGCUAAGUAAAGCGGAGCGCCACAGCGCUCGCUACCUGCUCAGCUCGUUGCGCUCCUGCCUGUGUUCCUCACAGGGGGCUGCUGCUCUGGCAGAAAUCCCAGUGUCUUGUGCAGAUUUUGUUUUUGAUGGUGCAUCUUCCAAAUUCUUGAAGUGUACUUGAUGUUUUUAAAAGCUGCAUGUGGAUGUUUGGGAAACUAUGCUGGGGCAAGCGGCUGCGAGUCUGAGUUACCUUACUGUGAUUCUCUGAAUAAACAAAAAAAUGUACUUGCUUUAA